AUUUUUUAUUUUUCAAUUUGGAACGCUCUCUGCGUUAACACCGAGAGGUCAGUGGCUCAGUAGCUGCUUGAGCUCUGUUGAGUAGCCAUGGCUUCUUCCGUGGUCAAAGCAGGCACGCUCUGUCCCCUUCACUCCCAAGUCAAACAAUUUCCUUCCAUCAAUUCCUCACUCAUCCCCACAAAGCUCACCGGUUUUCACUUAUUCCGCACCAAUUCUGUCACUCUCAGACGUUCUUCGCGAAACGCUUCUCUUCUUCCUCUAAUUAGAGCCCAAACCUCUCCUGAUUAUAUUCCGGAUUCCAAGUUUUACAAAGUGGAAGCAAUUCUGAGGCCAUGGAGAAUCCAAAACGUUUCUUCUGCACUACUGAAAAUGGGUAUUCGCGGUGUAACUGUUUCUGAUGUCCGUGGCUUUGGUGCGCAAGGCGGUUCAACAGAGAGGCAGGGUGGUUCUGAGUUUUCUGAGGGGAAUUUUGUUGCUAAAGUUAAAAUGGAGAUCGUCGUGAGCAAAGAUCAGGUUGAAGCAGUAAUAGACAAGAUAAUUGAGGAGGGAAGGACUGGAGAGAUUGGUGAUGGCAAGAUAUUCUUGGUGCCUGUCGCAGAUGUAAUCAGAGUUCGCACUGGUGAACGUGGGGAGAAGGCAGAGAGGAUGACGGGAGGAUGGUAUGAGAUGUCGGCUGCCACAUGACCUAUGUGUCAUUUAAUCAUUCCUUCUUCUCAGAUCCACCUUUCCUCUUUUAGACCUAAAAAGAAAUCAAUGCUUUGAAGCCUCCAACUGUUGUUGGAUGAAGGAGAAAAUAAAGUUUAGACACUAGUCUUGUAACUUCUCUUUUGUAGAAUCCUGAAAACAAUCCUUGAGCUGAUAUUGUCGAUGAAUUUUCUUUUCUGGCAUCCAAUCUUGAAUACAAGUGUGGACUUCUCUCUCAAGUGACAAAAAGAAAUAAAGACUUUCAGUAGGCUCCUUGUAUCA
Morus notabilis is the source of this 966-nucleotide messenger RNA. Its product is annotated as nitrogen regulatory protein P-II homolog. The coding region runs from base 88 to 684 and encodes 198 amino acids. The record is from RefSeq and is a predicted model, not a curated record. Gene Ontology annotation, biological process: regulation of nitrogen utilization. Gene Ontology annotation, molecular function: ATP binding; enzyme regulator activity. NCBI's taxonomy places the organism in Eukaryota, Viridiplantae, Streptophyta, Magnoliopsida, Rosales, Moraceae. Gene Ontology annotation, cellular component: cytosol; chloroplast thylakoid. The transcript has 8 exons.